This is a messenger RNA of Tribolium castaneum (red flour beetle), 5119 nucleotides long. It is a transcript of the gene Delta, whose product is annotated as delta. The coding region runs from base 1822 to 4149 and encodes 775 amino acids. Gene Ontology annotation, molecular function: calcium ion binding; Notch binding. The record is from RefSeq and is a predicted model, not a curated record. The transcript is spliced from 8 exons. Gene Ontology annotation, cellular component: plasma membrane. Gene Ontology annotation, biological process: negative regulation of Notch signaling pathway; multicellular organism development; Notch signaling pathway. Lineage: Eukaryota; Metazoa; Arthropoda; Insecta; Coleoptera; Tenebrionidae.
GUGAGGUAGACAAGUAAAAAACUCAAGGCUUUUGUACCUUUGCGUCCCAUUGUUCGAUUGAUUAAAUUGAAUGAUAAAUUUUACGGCCCCCACAAUCAAAAUAUGAUAGGAAAUGUAAAAGAGCAACGCUGUCCCGGCCAGAGUCCGUGAAAAAUAGCAAUCAUUUUAACCCCAAUUCAGAUUUGGGGAGGAAUUCAUUAAAAUGAUUGAAUAUAACUUGAUAUCCGAGCUGGUGGGUGCACUGAACAAAAUUGGCAAGUACUUCCGGGGUUGUCCGGGAUUUCCGCCCCUUAGUACCGGAAAUGACCCUAAUAGUAGGUCAUAUACUCGGUGGGAUAAACAAAUAUUACAUCGAGAAAGACAAACACCACACUGUAGCCCAAUUUCGCACCUACUCAUUUUUUACAACUGGCAAGUUGUGCUCCAACCGGUUAUGUGACAAUAUCAUCAUUGCCCGAACUAGUGCUAAUACUAUUUCGUGCUAUUUAUAAGCCUAAUGGCCCACAAAGCGAUUCCUAUUAAUAGCCGACAAUAACACUCAAAUUAAGGUAAUUCUAUUAGCAGCGCAAGGUGUUAAAACUGGGAAAUAGGCGAUACCUUGCGCAAGGGUAUGAAAUAACUAAAUAAGCCUCGAAUGUUAUCUUAAGGAGAUGGCUCUUAAUGAACUAACACACCACAUUAGAUGUCUGUUUUACAAAAUCCUCCCACAAAUUGCUAGGUAACUAUUUUAAAAACUCUAAAAAUAGAGAGCGUCUGUCUUAACCCUUCUUCGGAUCCCUUCAGCAACUCUUUCGGGCAACCUUGGACGCCGGCUGCAGCGGAACAUUAUCCCAUCUGCAGAGUGUGCAGAAACACCCGUUUUUCGUCAGAGAUUAGCCGCAAGAUCUGGAAUUUCUUAUCAAAACGCGCACCUGGCAAUUUGUGCACCUACUCCACAAAUACUGCAUAUCACAGGACAACCACCUAGCGCUUUUUUCCCAAAUCAGAAGUUUUACCAUUGUCUUCCUACCAUUGUUGGCAUGCACGUUAGCCUUACGCAAGCCUUUACAACUCGCUACCUUGUUAAUUACUCCACAUUUUUAAUUUUGAAACUAUAUUCCCACUUUAUUUCGAUCGUUGUUAUUGUUCUUGUUAAUUUUCACUUCGUAAGACGGAAAAUGUGUUUUGAAAAAAUAAGGACAUUCGGUUCAAGGCCUGCCGUAACCCAAUUGCUCCACUUGAGCUGUUUGUUGUAAAAUAGUGUUUAUUUUUGUCGUUCGGUAGCAAGAAAGCGAAAUUGUGUCUCGAGGCUAUGGAUGAAAAUAAGCUGAAUGGUAAAACUUCAAUAAAACUGCCGAGAUAAUUAUUCAUCACUUAGAAGCCUAUAAUACACCCUGCGGCUUUUGUGCUUUGUCGGUGUGUCUAAUUUUUCUUGCCCAUUCAAAAGCGUUUUACAUUGAGUCGUCGCCGAGCAAUAAAUUGUUAUUGUUACACUUUAUAAAUUAUUUUAGACCCGUAUUCCAAAAAUAAAUAAAUUGUGUUCACCCGAAAAUCGCAGCUUGGGGACGCCUAUGGCUCAGAGGACCGUCAUUUUUGCAAAAAGUGUGAUGCAACUGGUGAGCCAUCAUUUAGGUAAUGACUUUUUUACCUCGGGGCGUACUUAGUAAUAGUGUUUAGUUCUAUUCUGGCAUCCGGGGCAUAAAGAUCGUUGUUAUUAAUUUUGUUAGUUAAAUCGUUAAUUGUGUGAUGUUUACUGUUUGUGGUGUUCGUCAAUCUCAUUACCUCUGAGGUAACAGCACAAGGAAGCUGCUGAAUCCCUCGUGAGCGCAAGGAGCCAUCACCAUGUCUUGGAUACUUACGUUUCUAGUCUUUGUCAUCUUAGCCCAGCACCAGGCCGAUUCUUCCGGAGUCUUUGAAUUACGACUGAUAUCAUUUGACAACGAAGCCGGGAAGGACGAUAAGGGGAAGUGCUGUAGCGGUGUCUCCGGACCAAACUCCGAAUGCGAGGGAAUGUGUCGUCCGCGGUUUCGAAUUUGUCUCAAGGAAUACCAGGUGAAGAUCGACACCACGUCUCCGUGCACCUUUGGAGACGUUAUCACAACAGAAUUCGAGACAAAUCCCGGAUCGGACAACUCACAAAGCGGAUUCGACAAUUCCAUCGCUUUGCCUUUUCCCUUCACUUGGCCGGGAACGUUUUCCUUGAUUGUGGAAGCGUGGCACGGGAACCAAUCAUCACAUCCUGCAGUAUUAGUGAGUCGCCUGACUAGACAGAGGUGGCUGGACGUGAGCGAUAAAUGGACCGAAGAUGUGCACAGUUCGAACUAUUCGACCCUGAAAUUCGAGUACAGGGUGACUUGCAAGUCGCAUUAUUACGGCAAGGGUUGCGAGAAUUUGUGUCGUCCCCGGGACGACCAAUUCGGCCAUUACAGUUGCUCUCCCACGGGUGAGCGGGUUUGUUUGGCUGGAUGGACGGGAGACUACUGUACCAAACCUCGAUGCCUGCCUGGCUGUGACGAGCAGCAUGGCCACUGCACCAAGCCCAACGAGUGUCGGUGUCAAUCGGGCUGGGAAGGUCCUCUGUGCGACCAGUGCCAGCGGUACCCCGGGUGCAUGCACGGCACUUGCGUGAAACCGUGGGACUGCCUCUGCAACGAGGGCUGGGGCGGCCUUUUCUGCAACCAAGAUCUCAAUUUUUGCACCAACCAUAAACCUUGCCGCAACGGAGGCACGUGUUUCAACACGGGCCAAGGCAGCUACACAUGCAGUUGCCCCGCAGGUUACACGGGCACCAACUGCGAGUUACCCUUACACGAUUGCGCCAAGACCCCCUGUUUGAAUGGCGGUACUUGCAAUCGCAACAGCACCCUCAACAUUUGCAUCUGCCCGGCGGGCUACAGCGGCCCGCGGUGCGAGACUUCCGUCCGCAGUUGCGACGAGAAGCCGUGUCAAAACGGCGGCUCCUGCACCAACACCGACUCCGGGUACCGGUGUGAGUGCCGUCCGGGAUACAGCGGACCCGAUUGCGAGUACCAAGCCAACAGUUGCAAUCCCAAUCCUUGCAAAAACGACGGAACUUGCGUCGAAAGUACCAACGGCUUCACGUGCAUUUGCCCGUCGGGGUUCACCGGCGAGCGCUGCGAGACCAACAUCGACGACUGUCUAGGCAACCCGUGCCAGAACGGGGGUACUUGCGUCGAUAAAAUCAACGAGUUUCGCUGCCAGUGCGUUCCGGGCUACGUGGGCCCCCUGUGCCAGAACCGCGUAGACUAUUGUAUCACCAAACCUUGUGCCAACGGAGGAACUUGUCUGCAGCUGAUCAAUGACUAUGAGUGCAAGUGCGCGCCGGGUUUCACAGGAAAAGACUGUAGUGAAGAAGUAGACGAAUGCCAAGUUGAACCUUGCCAGCACGGUGGUACUUGUGUAAACCGCGUCCACGGUUUUGAGUGUCUUUGUCCGGUCGGCUUCUUGGGCCGGCAGUGCGAGGAAGUGUCGUCGAGCGCCGCUCCGAGUGCGAGAGUGUCCUCCGAGUCGAACUUGACGACGGAACACGUCGUGGUCAUCGCGACGAUCUCAACAUUCGUACCGCUAGUAGUAUUAGUCGCAGUCGGCGUCAUCGUCUGCCUGAAACAACGCCGCAAACGGGAGAAAGCCCGGGCAGACGAGGAAGCCAGACUGCAGAACGAGCAAAACACCGCCAAUAGCAGUUUCGCGAAACGGGGGGCGGCUAUGGCGGCGGACGCCCACAUGAUCAAAAACUCGUGGGGCAAAUGCACCAACAACGUGAUGAGUUCGAACAUUUCCUCGCCCGAUGACUGCAGUGUGUCCAAUAUUAGUGUUAGCGAAUGUGAUGGCUUCCCCAAACCGACUAUGCACCAAGUCAUAGACGGAAGACCAGUGUACAGUCUGCAGAGAACGCGUUCUCAAAAGCAGCUAAAUACCGAACCGGGACCUCGUGCUUCGGCGCUUCUUGCAGCCAAACUGCAUGAGCCCGAGUACGAACAUAUUAAACGUUUGUCUGUGAUGUCAAACGCGUCGGCUGUGUGUGGCUCCAGUGACCCCUCCCUGCUCAAGAGGCCGGUAGAGAAGGAGUCCAAUGGCGUUUAUGUGAUAGAAGAACACUUCCUCCGCCCGGAUGCGAUUUCAGCGGGUCUCUUCGCCACGGAGGUGUAGAGUUAGUUUAUAUGUAUGACUGAUUGAGUGGAUGUGACGCCGAUCCCGCCGCUAGCCUAGGGCACGAUGUACAGUUAUAUUUAUUAUUCGCUCUAAUUGCUAGCGCGCUGGAUCGUCGAUGUAACUUAUGGUUGCAUGUGUACUAAAAUUUGGGACUGGUGUAGUCCCGUGUCCAAGGAGCCUUCGCCCUGCCCGUGACGCCGCUUUAAACACCGCCAAUAACGAGGACUAGAACUUCGCUCCAAUGAUUACACUUUUGUUUAUAUUGUAAAUAUUACGCUAGAAUAAUUUUUCCGUGUCUCUUUUUUUGUCAUUGAAGGAAGAUUCUGGUUAGAAAACCAAAGAUUUUGGUGUCGUAGAAAGCCUGCUUUAAGGGUCGGGCGCGGCGCCGACUCGUCAAGUAGUAUGUAACUAAUAUAACACUUAAAUUGUUAUUGUAAUAUGUGAUGAAUCUAAAAUUAACUAAGUCAGCAUUGUCUACUUACAUGGACUUAUCUCAAUACUUGUAAGCAUUUUUUUCUUAGUAAUAACUUGCUUCCGAUUUGAACUUCUCUUCUUUUUUUUCAUUUGGAGCUCUAGUCAGAAGCAACUUACAUGAUCUUUUAUAAUAUGAUCAACGUUAAUUAGUAUUAGACCCUGUAUCUGAUCAUGAUAAUUUUGAACAAAGACGUAAUGUUCCUCUUAUUAUAACUAAGUCAUUUGCUGUUGUGUCAUAGAACGAUUGUAAAAUCGUUCUACGACACGGAUCUAAAACACUUGUUGUACUACUUAACCACUUGGACAAGUUUAAAGACUUAUAAUUGUCAAAAAGACCUUUUGUAAUAUAUUAUUGUAUAUUUAAAGCAUGUAAACUAAAUGUCAUAUUAGAAAUUGUUCAUGUUUCUUAAUUAAACCUUCCCUAGUGAAGCUGUAUUGUUCCUCACGUGAAUGAUGUUAUUUAAAGUUAUCAUAAUAAAUUUUUUGUUCUCUA